This is a messenger RNA of Naumovozyma castellii, 510 nucleotides long. RefSeq lists its product as uncharacterized. Bases 1 to 510 code for a protein of 169 amino acids. The record is from RefSeq and is a predicted model, not a curated record. The transcript has a single exon. NCBI's taxonomy places the organism in Eukaryota, Fungi, Ascomycota, Saccharomycetes, Saccharomycetales, Saccharomycetaceae.
AUGAGUUUUUUCAAAUUGAAGAGAUGUCGAAGUAAUGAAAGUCAGAAUGCAAAUUUGGAUCUUAGCCAUUAUAAGCGGCAAAAACUGAUAGAAGAUCUAGGCAAAUUGUCACUUGAUGACCAUCCGCUGACUUACGAUGGUUAUAAUGACCCAUCCACAAGUGGUACCAAAGAACUGACAAAUUUGACAGUUCUACCAAAUGCAGUAAAGUUUAAACCCUGGAAAUCUCUGAAACGACAAAUUCGUCACAAUAAAGAUGAUAAUGAUGAUGACAAUGAUGUUGACAAUUCUAGUAGCAUACUAUUUACUAAAUUUAUUGAAAUGGCAAAAAUGGAAUCCAUGCAAUUAGUGAAAUGGUAUGAUCAGGAGAAAUUAAUAUAUUGGGUUUGGUGGAAUUGGAACAACAAAUUACUAGAUUCAUGUAAUUCAAUAGAUUAUGACGUCGACACUGAUGUUGACAUGGAUCAAGAUAUAACUGACAUGGAUUUUGAUAUGGAUGAGAAUAUAUAA